Mya arenaria is the source of this 585-nucleotide messenger RNA. RefSeq lists its product as uncharacterized. The coding region runs from base 1 to 585 and encodes 194 amino acids. The record is from RefSeq and is a predicted model, not a curated record. Lineage: Eukaryota; Metazoa; Mollusca; Bivalvia; Myida; Myidae. The transcript is spliced from 2 exons.
AUGGCGACGAUUAAAAGAAAACCAGUGUUAUCGAGUAAGAAAAAGUCAAAUUCUAAAGUGAGUGGGAAUUCUAUCGAGUGUGAAGAUGUUCUUUUGUAUCGAGAUGGACUAGAUGCAUUAGAAAAGAAUCGUUAUGUGGACAAAUUGACCGUAAUUCACGGGCAAGACCCCUAUGACAUUGUUCUGUGGUCAACGGAUGAAAAUGUUCUACCAGCUGUCACAUACAUUGACAUUAUUAACUAUUUGAUUUUCAACUCCAGUCCUUAUACAAGGGAAGAAUUGAGAUGUUACAAGGGACUUGAUGCCUACAACCAGUUCGUGUCAGGGUUUGUCAGUGAUGUCGGCAGCUGUAUCAUCAAUGACAAAAGUGUUGUGACAGCCAAGUUUCUACACUCCCAGCGACUGAAUGAAAAAUCACUCCGGCCCUGGAUAAUCGCAGAGAGAGAUGGUCCUAUAAUAGCGGGACAUUGUACAUGUAUGGCUGGACUCGGUGAAACCUGCACCCAUGUUGCUUCACUGUUGUUCUGCAUUGAAGCAGUUGUUAAGCUACGCGAGAGUCGUACUGUGACAGAGGUGCCUGCUUAG